AUGCGAAUUUUUCAACUUUGGACGAUAAGUCACUAUGUCAAGGCUCUUCUUGUCCUCCUCUCACGACCUGCGAAUGUCGAACAGCUCGCUAAGUUGUCCGCAGAUGGAUGGGAGGCUGCCGCCACAUUCUGCCUCGAUGCCGUAUCGGGCUUCCUCGCCUACGUUGACCAAGAUGCUAGCGCCCUCUCGCGCGCGUCCCCAGCACCUGGGAGUGCACCGCUCACGAGAUCCUCCGGGAGGUCCAGCCUGGACCCCGGGUCGAGGAUCACAGGACACAUAGGCCAAUCUACCCUGGUGGACCUCCUAGAGUGCCUGCAUUUCCUGAUGCUGGCGCCUAAUGCUCCUGUUCUCCGGUUCGCACACGAAGUUUGCCAGCCUCUCGUUAAAGUCUUGCGGAUCAAGCAAAUCAAGAUUGGUAGAACUCAGCAGUUCUCAUUUGCGACGCUUAACACCGUCCUUGCACGGAUAAGGCUUGAUAAUCUUCAGCUGGCACAAACCCUCACCACUCAGCUGGUCCCCAUAGUUUCUCACUGGUGGGUAUUAUCAGGCGAUGAUGCAUGGGACCUUCUCGGAGAUUUACUUGGCUUGGUAACCGCGAAGGAGGCUUCCGUUGCCUCUUGGGCCAUGCUUUCCGCUGCAAGCUGUGCCUUGAGGAGAGACGCUUCUAAUCCAAAUCUGGCUUCGACGUGGAAGCAGGUAUGGCAGACCGUCGUGCGCAGCGUCAGUCUCCCAGGUGUUAGUCGAUCCGCCUGUGUCCUCUUGCAUACAUUGCUUGAAGCGGAUCUUGUUAGCUAUCAUGUCAUUUCUAAUGACAUUAACGACAUGGUUACUACGGCGGACAUCAACGGCCCAGCUAUCCUGACGGACUCUUCUGUGCUACUCAUGUUGCAUCUCCUGCAGCUUCGAAAUCUCAAGCUUCCAAGCGCGAGCCAGGCGACCUGUAACCAUGUCAUACGAUCGACUGAUGGGUUUCUCCAACUCUCUGCCGAGCGCCUCCAAAGCCUCUUCACAGCCUGCGUCUUUGGCUCCAUGGCGUUGCCUCAGCUCGUGGAUUUGAACAUGAGACAGUCUCGGGAUAUAGAACCCAUGGUGUUCAAGCUCCUUGACGAUACCCUUGUCGCCGUCCUCGACUCACACGAGUCCCAAUCCUUCAUCGAUAUCCUGCUGAGGGCGAUUCGUCCUAUUCUUCCCCAACCUUCCGCCGCGGGGCUUCACUACCUGAUCGCUGAGCACAAGCCCCUUCUCGUCCUCUUCUCGAAACUCUCGUCUGCCUUGAAAGAAUUCUCCCAACGCCAGUCCUCUGGGCAAAACCUAGACUAUAUGGACUUAGAUGACGAAUUUGACUCACAAACAAGCAGAUCGACCUCGACCUCCCGGCCUGUUGAAGUACCUAGACUUUUAAGCAAUCUCUGCUUAGACUCUAGCGCAUACUAUCUAGAAUCGACUGUACACCUAAAACUUCUCUCCCUGAUAUCGAGUGAUGAGGGCCAGAUCAGCUUAGUUCCUGACCCAUUCAUUGACCACAUUGUGGCACUAAACGAUGAGGAAUUCCUUCUCAGCCAAAAUGCAAUCCUCAAUGUCUUCCAUGCUGAUCUCCUCGUCAGUCCGGACCAAGCCUUCCGCGUGGUUGAAAGAGUUGGGAGUAUCAUUGGUGUCUUUCCGGAAUAUGACUGCUGUGAGGUUGCCCUCUCAUGCUGCAUCAAUCUCAUUGAGGCUUUGCUGUCAACAUGGAUCGAUGUCAAGCACAGAGUCGCAGACAUGGUAGGAGACCUCUAUCAUCAUCUUGCGAAGACAUGUUUGCAUAGCAACCAACUAUCCCCAGACACCCAAAUUGCGCUCUCCAAGUUACUGCUGUCAAUCAUGAAAGUCGAUACCCAAUACGCGGACAAGAUCAAGCUUUCAUCCUGUCGAUCGACGCUCCUGAGCAUUGAGCAACAAGGGACAAUGCCAGUCAAGUUCUUCGUGGGCGCACAUAUAUCAGAUAUAUUUGGUCUCUAUGUCCUCAAGGUCCAUGAUGAAAUAUUUGUCGAUGUCUUGAGUAGCCUUCCAGCGGACCAGGAGAAUACAGAGGGCGAGGCACUCCAGCGACUUGCUGAUAACCUUGGAAAGACCUCGUCUGACGUGGUGCUGGACAACUUUUCGAAAAUUAUGGCAUAUGCAAUCGCGCAUAGCAUCGCCAGAUCCAAAAACAGGCCAGAUCCCAGUAGCCACGAUAGCGGGUCGAAAGAUACCAGUAGCCGUGUCUCGGAAGAGCGAGGUGAGGGCUGGGUGAGGAAGCUGUUGGGUUCUCAGGCUUUCAUCGAGGCCAUCUAUGCCAACUUCACUGAUAUGGUUGCCCAUUUCAUGGAUUUAUUCGACCAGGAGGAUCCCAUUGAGCAAUACUUCGUGGGCCCGCUCAGUCCUGCCGCCGAGAUACUUGCCGAGAUCAAGAAGUUCUCUCAUUCCGAGGUCCGCCUGCCACCAAACCAACAGCCCGUCUUCAAGGGACGCCAACUCGUGCGCCAACUCAGUCACCUCUGUAACCUGGCUCCGAAGUAUGAACUCACAACCUUGUGGACACCGGCUCUUGUAGUAUUUGUGGCACGAAGGCUGAUCAACACGAUUCACCCCGCCCUUGGCUCGCUACAUGCGUGCUCCGUCCUCAGGAAACUGAGAAUUCUCAUAUGUCUAGCUGGUCCUGUUGCUCUCGACUCUUACCCUCUUGAGAUGUUACUUCGCUCUGUACGAGCGUUCAUCGUUGACUCGGAGUCUGCUGACGAUGCAAUGGGGAUCAGCCAGUACCUAAUUACCAAGGGAAGUGCGCAUUUGGAGCAGAGCCCAUCGUUCCUCGCGGGGUAUGCGCUGUCGACCUUGGCCUCCCUGAGGGUAUUUUUGGAGUCGAGCCAGUCAAGCACGACCCAGGAGAGCCAGUUCAAGGCGACCAUGGGCAAAGCUAAACAAUUCCAUUCAUGGUUCAGCAAGUAUCUCGUGGGAUAUUCCGCUCCUGCGUUCAAGACCGACCCUCAGCAGGAAGCUAUCUUCAAGUCAAUCACGAAGUCUGCUGCCCAUAUCAGGUCCUCCGGCAAUGCUGACAAGGGAACCCACGAGAGCAAUCUGCUCUUAGAGAUUCUCCGGGAUGAGGGUAGACAGGUUCAAUUGCUCAACGAUUCAUCUCGGGAUUUAGCUCUUGGUCUCUUAUGUGGAGAUUUUCAGUUCCCGUCAUCAACUCAAGAAGACAUUGUAGAGACCGACCAAGAUGCCAUUACGCAGGCACCUGUUGUCUGGAAAAGUUGCAUAAACCAGGCCCUAAGCGACCAGUAUCUUGCGUGGGCUGGCAGAGUUGCUGGGAGAUCUUUUGCUGCGUCGGGAACCAUUCCGGAGGAACUUCUUCAGGAAUCCCGCCUUUCCCAGUAUCUUCUCAUUGCACCUGGGUCCAACGGCUCCCAGCGAGGUAUCCUCCAUCUCCUCCAGGGACUAACUACCAAUACGAGCCCGUCUACUGCCGGUCUCGCAGAGGCUGCACUGAGGUGCAUCGUAUCGGAGGCAAGGGCGGCGCAAGAUGAUCCUCUCACAGUUGCCUGCCAGGAGUCCUUGAGCGAAACGACGUUUCUCACCUCCGACUGGGGCGAGUAUUAUCCCCCGCCUUCCGAGUGUCCUCUCUCGAGCCUCCAGCCGAAGAGCGGCUGUUUGCGAAAGGAAAUAUUGAGUCAAAUGACUGGCUUCAGCGCCUUUAUAGAUCAACAGCAAGUGGUCAAACGCAAGGUGUCCGAAGCGUUCAAGGAUUGGCUCUCCGUGAACAGCAAACCGGCCAAGGACAACCAGAAGUUGGUUAUUAACGCCCUCCUUUACCUUAGAACGCAAAAGCUACCAAACGAGACCUCAAUUGCAGAUCGAAUCCAUUGGCUUGACGUAGACGUUUUAGCCGCCGCCGCCACAGCCUCGAGAUGUGGAAUGCACAAAACCGCGCUCUUGUUCGCCGAGUCUGCGCCGACUGAUGGCCGUCAAUCUAGACGUACAUCGGCGGCCAGGGAAACAGGUUCAAGCGAUCUGUUGCUGACGAUAUACGAGAACAUUGACGACCCUGAUGCUUACUACGGUCUGUCGCAAAACUCAAGUCUCGCGAGUGUUUUGGCAAGGCUCGAGUAUGAAAAGGACGGUACAAAGAGUCUUGCCUUCCGUGGAGCGCAGUAUGAUAGUCAUAUUCGCAUGCGUGAUUCCAGCUCAGAGCAGGACGGAAAGUCGCUUGUGCGUGCCCUGACCACUCUGGGUUUGGCUGGGCUAUCUCAUUCAUUGCUGCAAACCCAGCAGAGUCUUGACGGCGCCCCUACAUCCCUAGAGACGACCUUCCAAACGGCACGGCGCCUCGAGCAGUGGAACCUCCCAGUCCCCGCAUCGACUAAUAAUUAUGCUGCCACCGUGUAUAAGGCAUACCAGACCGUUCACCAAGCUUGUGAAAUAUCCACGAUUCGCAAGACGAUCCACGACGGAUUUGGAGAAACCAUGCGCGCUCUUGUAAGCCGCGACUAUAACAUCACUAGUCUUCGUCAACACCUUGGCGCACUAGCUGUUCUCUCCGAGCUAGACGAUAUUGUCAAUAUUACGGCCCUCCCCGAUCUUGAGUCAGUGCUCUCGAAUUUCGAAACUCGCUCCCGGUGGAUGCGGAGCGGGAGAUACGAUGACAUCAGCCAUAUCCUCUCAUGCAGAGCUACAACAAUGAGCAUGCUAGGUCAACAGGCAGUCCUCAGAGCAAAGGCUACCCUUUCUCCCGGAGACGCCCGCAGCAUGGAGAUCAAGUCUAUGCUCAUGUCGUCCGGCAUCUAUCGGUUCCACCAGGCGACUCAGGAGUGUCUGAAUCUUUCUACGGCGCUGACAGAUAUGAUUGAGCCGUGUGAAAAACUAGGACUCGUCGUAGAUGCCGCCGUUCGGAUAGAGGCUGCAAACUCGCUGUGGGACUACGGGGAGAUGACGGCCUCGAUUGGAAUACUGCUCAACAUCGAUCAAGACUCGGCCCUCAAGAAGCAAACGGUACCGGUAAGCCGCGCAGAUCUACUUUCCAAGAUUGGCCAUCAAGUCUCCGUGGCUCGCCUGGAAAAGCCCCACGAUAUACAAAAGAAAUAUCUUGAGCCCGCUCUCAAGGAGCUCAAGGGUAAAAACAAAGGCAAGGAGGCGGGCAAGGUGUUCCACCAGUUCGCCAUGUUUUGCGAUGAGCAGCUCCAGAACACAGACGGCUUGGAAGAUCUCGCCAGGCUACAAAACCUGCGACAAGGCAAGAGUGAUGAGGUGAUGCAGCUCAAGGAUCUCAUCGCCAGCACAAAGGAGACGCAGCUAAAGAACAGGUAUACCAGCUAUCUCGCAAAGGCGAGACAGUGGCUUGAGCUUGACGAGCAGGAGCUACGGAGAGUGGAACAGACCCGGAACGAAUUUGUGCGGCUCAGUCUAGAGAAUUACCUGCUCUCCCUCAUUGCAUCGGAUUCGUACAACAACGACGCAUUACGGUUCACGGCCCUCUGGCUCGAGAAGGCCGAGGAUGAGGCAAUCAACGAAGCUCUGACAUCCAGACUCCAAGACGACACAAGUUUAUUCCAGCGCCUCCUUUUCGGCAUGGUGCUAAACAUCUGCGUUGAUCACCCUUACCACGGUAUGUAUCACAUUUGGGCGGGUAUGAACUCGCGCCUCAACAAGCGGGACGACGUAGCGGUCUCUCGACAUCGAGCGACAGAAAAAGUUGCGAAACACCUUGCAACCACCCGAGAAGUUGCUGGGACGUGGCAAGCAAUUGACAAGACGAGCAAAUACUACCACAUACUGGCCGCCGACCGCAAUCCGGACAAGUACAAGAAUGGGGCGAGAUUGCGAUUGAAGGAUUGUCCGGCCGCACACAACCUCUUGAGUUGUCUGAUCCGAUAUCCAAUUCCGCCGCCGACAAUGCAAAUGGAAUUGUCAGCCGAAAAGGACUACACCAAAGUCCCAUUCAUCACAGCCCUGGAGCCGACCAUGUCUAUCGCAUCGGGCAUCAGUGCGCCAAAGAUCAUCACGGCUUUGGGAAGCGAUGGUGUUAGGUACAAACAGCUUGUCAAGGGCGGUAACGACGACUUAAGGCAAGACGCCAUCAUGGAACAGGUUUUUGCGGCCGUCUCGUCUCUUCUCAAACUUCACCGCGCGACACAGCAACGUAACCUCGGGAUCCGAACGUACAAGGUCCUUCCUUUGACUGCAUCUUCAGGCCUCAUCGAAUUCGUCCCCAACACGAUUCCGCUGCACGAGUUCCUCAUGCCAGCACACGAGCGCUAUCAUCCCAAGGACUACAAGGGUGGGCAGUGCAGGCGAGAAAUCAGCAACGUGCAGGGGAAAUCUGUAGAGGUGAGGGUGUCGACGUAUCGCAAGGUUACUGAGAGAUUCCGGCCAGUGAUGCGAUACUUCUUCAUGGAAUACUUUGUCGAUCCGGAUGAAUGGUACGCCAAGAGACUCGCGUAUACAAGAACGACUGCAGCCAUUUCUAUGUUGGGCCAUAUCCUAGGCCUUGGAGACCGGCACGGGCACAAUAUCCUUCUUGACACUAAAAACGGCGAAGUCGUACACAUUGACCUCGGCGUGGCCUUUGAAAUGGGCCGUGUGUUGCCGGUGCCCGAACUCGUACCCUUCCGUCUAACACGAGACAUUGUGGACGGAAUGGGAAUAUCCAAGACGGAAGGUGUUUUCCGCCGAUGCUGCGAGUUUACGCUAGACGCCUUGCGAGAAGAGACUUACUCAAUCAUGACAAUCCUCGACGUUCUUCGGUACGACCCUCUAUACUCGUGGUCCAUCUCGCCUGUGCGACUGGCCAAGCUUCAAGACGCAAGGAGGGAUGAUGAUGAGAGUGAGGAACUUGAUGAACAGGAGGCAGAGAAGAAUCGACGUAAAGGUAAUAGGGUCAACGAACCCUCUGAAGCAGACCGGGCUUUGGAGGUGGUCAAGAAGAAGUUGUCAAAGACAUUGAGCGUCACAGCAACGGUCAACGAUUUGAUCAACCAGGCGACAGACGAGAGGAACUUGGCGGUUUUAUACUCUGUCAACUUCCCUAUGCCGCCCCCGAUCGCCCUAUCGCCCGCCAACGCCGCCACUACCGCUUCGACGAACCCAGAUCCCGCCCACGCCGACAACGUACAGUCUCCCCUCCAGGAAUCCAAGAGACGACGGACCCUCAGCUCCGACUCGCGCGCCCCCUCGUCCGCACCGGCCAUGAAACGGCCAAGAAUGACGGACGCUUCGGCUCAGUUGCAGCGACCGAUUCCGAUAGGCACCGGCAAGGAUCCCAUGAGUGGCUUCGGGCCCCGGACGAUGAGGACCACGGUCAAGAAGCUCGUCAUAAAGAAUCGCCGCGUGGACGGCUCCGACUACCUGGCCGAGGUUGAAAAGUACUUUGACUCGGUGUGGACGGAGGUCUCGGCAGCGCUGGGCGAUAUCUUGCAGAACAAGAGGCCGAAAAUCCCCUUUGACAGGAUAUUCAGAGAUGUGGAAGAUCUCUGCAGAAAUAACAAGGAGGCCGAAGUCUAUAAGAAACUCAUUUCGGCUUGCGAGAAGCACCUCUCAGAAGUGGUCUUGAACAACAUCAAGAGUGCUCAAAAGGGUAAUGAUACGGACACCGAUGUUCUUGCCUCGGUGCUCUCAGAGUGGAAGAUUUGGAAUGAGAAAUCUAAAAUUAUCCGCUCUACGUUUGCCUAUCUUGAUGCUAGCUAUCUAGCGAGGCAGAAAGAACUGCUACAAAUUAACGACGCCCUCAUCUCCAAGUUUCGGAAAAUGCUCUCAAGCGGCUCAGGCUCCAAAUUUGCCGACGGUCGGAGUGUCAGCCUCGUUGUUGCUGAUGGCAUGUGCCAGUUGAUUCACUUCGACCGGGUGGGCGAUGAUAGAUUCAACUCAAGCUUGCUGAGAGAGACGGUGUCGAUGCUCCACAUCUUUGGUGUAUACGGAAAGUGGUUUGAACCGAGGCUACUCGAAACUUCGGACGAUUACUUCAAGGACUUUGCUAGCGAUCGAAGUAUGGCGAGCCUUGGCGAAUAUAUCAGACAAUGUCGGGCGCUCGUUAAUGGAGAAUCGCAUCGUUGCGAUAUGUACGCCCUCGACAGCUCAUCCAAGCAGCAGCUGCUAGCACUGCUGCAUAAGAACCUCAUCCAUGCACACCUGCAGAAGCUCUUGGAUCUCACGAGUAUCUCUCGGUUAAUCGAGGGCGAAGAGAUCGAGUCGGUGGCUACUCUCUACCACAUCCUCAAGCUCUCGGAUAUACAUGAUAAGCUCAAGAAACCGUGGGGGCAAUAUAUCCGCGAAACAGGUGCGAGAAUCGUGCAGGAUACAGAAAGGGGCGAUGAGAUGGUGACAAGGUUACUGGGUCUUCGACGGUCUCUCGACGGGAUCCUCCGGGAAGCGCUCGAGAAAGACGAUGGGUUCCUGUGGACAUUGAGAGAGGCGUUCAGCGACUUUAUGAAUGAUCGGAAGAACGUGCAGGGCUGGGACUCCGGGCAGGCCAAGCUUGGGGAGAUGAUUGCCAAGCAUGUCGACCUGCUGCUUCGGGGAGGCCUCAAGGCUCUUCCAAGAGCUCUCUUCACAAACAGCAUCGAUCGCCUAGAGGCCGAAUCCACGGGCGUCUUGUCUGCGGCAGACGAAGAUGGCGAGCUAGAACAUCAAGUCGACCAAGCCAUUGCCCUGUUCCGCUUUGUUGAAGGAAAGGAUGCUUUUGAGGCCUUUUACAAGCGAGACCUGGCACGCCGCCUUCUUAUGGAUAAGAGCGCGAGCCAAGACGCAGAGCGGAUGACGUUGGAGCAAAUGUUCAAGGACAAGGCGCUAGCCAAAGACGAGAUGGCGGGAUACAAGCAGGCGUGCGAGGCUGCCAACUACAAGUUGCCAUUUGACCUUCAAGUCAUGGUGCUCUCUUCUGCGGCGUGGCCCAGCUAUAACGACAUCAAAAUCAACAUGCCACCCGACGUAGCCAAUCAAAUCGAGCGGUUCGAUGCCUACUACAAGCGCAAGUACAAGGGCCGCGUACUCAACUGGAAGAACGGGCUCGGCCACUGCAGCAUCACGGCCCGGGUCGUUUUGCUCACCUUCAACGAUGUUGAGGACGGCGACGCCUUGACAUAUCAGCAGAUAUCCCAGAUGACCAGCCUCGCCGGCGGCGAUCUAGAUCGGACCCUCCAAUCCCUAGCGUGCGGCAAGACAAGGGUUCUUACAAAACACCCCAAGGGGAGAGACGUCAAGCAGACGGACACAUUUACCUUUAACCGCGCCUUUUGGGACGACCGGUAUCGAAUCAAAAUCAACCAGAUCCAGAUGAAGGAAACAAAGGCAGAAAACAAGGCGACACAUGAGCGCAUUGUGCAGGACCGGCGGCUGGAGACCCAAGCAGCCAUUGUGCGGAUCAUGAAGUCGAGAAAAACCAUGUCCCAUGCGCUCCUAGUAGCCGAAGUGAUUGACAUGACCAAAAGCCGGGGUCCGGUCGAUGCGGCGCAAAUCAAGAAAGAAAUCGAAAGCUUAAUCGACAAAGACUAUAUAGAAAGGGAGGAUACAGUGUACAAGUAUCUAGCGUAG
Molecule: messenger RNA, 9537 nt
Organism: Parascedosporium putredinis
Lineage: Eukaryota; Fungi; Ascomycota; Sordariomycetes; Microascales; Microascaceae
Source: the annotation of a GenBank genome assembly